GUUAAGUGAACGAUAGAUGUGUCAGGAGAUCUGAGCUCUUCUGGGAAGACAAUACUCAACAAGACCCUACACCGGAGUUUCUAACCUAGCAGCUGGUUUACUCUUACGCGAUCUAAGUGUUGGACUGCGGUUGGCACAACAAAAGCAGUAUUGGAAGGGGACCAGAGACACCAAAUCAUCAAAUCACCAUGGGAGACGCGACAAGUUCCUCGAGCAGCGGGAACACUCUCGUGCUAGAAGGACGACCCGAGUCCGAAUUCACACCCAUUCUCCACACACGGAAACAGGCCCGGCUGAUAUGUCUGGAAGAGCACGCGGUGUCCCCAUUCCCCACGCCCGCCAUCUCGUCCACCUUCGGGACAUUCAAGCCCUCGUACGUGGCCGGGCUUAAAGACCGGCUGGGGGAUAUUGCGCUGCGGGUCAAGAUCAUGGACGCCAACAACAUCGGCGCGCAGAUCAUCUCCAUGAACCAGCCCACGGCGCAGGCGUUUGUGGACCUGGACGAGCAGCUCGAGUGGUGCCGGAUGUCGAACCAGUUCGUCUACGAGAACUACUGCCAGAAAUACCCGAGCCGGUUCUUCGCCUUUGCGACGCUACCGACGCAGAGCGGCGAGGCGGCUGCGACGGAGCUGGAGCGCUGCGUGAGCGAGUACGGCUUUGUCGGGGCCAUGAUCAACGGCUUCACCAACACCUCGGAUCCGGCCAAAGGACUGUACCUCGAUCACCCGCAGUUCGAGAAGCUCUGGGAGGUCUCUGAGCGGUUGCAGAAGCCUAUCUUCAUCCAUCCCCGCGUGCCGCUCGCUAGCAAUAUCAAGGUGCUGGAGGAUAUGCCGAUCUUCCACGGCGCCCCAUAUGGCUUUGCGAGGGAGACGGUCGAGCACGUCCUGAGGUUGAUGUAUAGUGGGGUGUUUGACCGGUUUCCGAAGUUGAAGAUCUGUUUAGGUCAUAUGGGCGAAGGGUUAUCUUGGAUCCUGCCGAGGACGGAUACCACCUUCCGUCUUUAUACUGCUGAGGCGCAAGGUCCGAAGAAGAAGCGAUUCCAAGACUAUUUCCAGCAGAACAUCCUCCCCAACACCAGCGGGAUGCCCAGGACGGCGGCCCUCAUGAACCUGAUGGCCGAGUCGAGGGUCGAGAAUAUCAUGUUUGCCGUGGACUACCCCUACGAGUCAAUCGCCGAGAUGAGAGCCUGGUUCGAGACGGUGCCUAUAUCGGACGAGAACUGGAGGGAUAUUGGGUAUCGUAAUGCCAUCAGGCUGUUUGGACUGCCUCUUGAUUAUGAUUAGCGGUGGAGUGCGCGUGGUUAGAUAAGAUAAUGUCUCUGGCACUUGCCGCUGAACCUGUUUGAUGGCGUGACACGAAGCGUC
Molecule: messenger RNA, 1364 nt
Organism: Cladophialophora immunda
Lineage: Eukaryota; Fungi; Ascomycota; Eurotiomycetes; Chaetothyriales; Herpotrichiellaceae
Exons: 2
Coding region: 189-1283 (364 amino acids)
Biological process (GO): secondary metabolic process
Cellular component (GO): cytoplasm; cytosol
Molecular function (GO): hydrolase activity; carboxy-lyase activity
Source: RefSeq, a predicted model, not a curated record